AUGGUUCUCUCCGAUCUCGGCCGUCGGAUCAAUUCGGCCUUCCAAGAUCUCUCCAAAGUCCCCACCGUCGAUGCUGCCUCCAUCGACCAACUCCUGAAAUCCGUCUGCAAUGCCCUCAUCGAAGCCGAUGUAAACGUCAAACUUGUCGCCAACCUCCGCUCUCGGGUCAAAGCUCAAGUUACAGCUCUACUCAACGAUAAAGCAAACGCCAACUGGACCGACACACAAAGACGUCAACGAGUUCAAAAAGCCGUUUUCGACCAUCUCGUUGCUCUUGUAGAUCCUUUUCAUGGCCAGACGAAAACAGACGAUGAAUCGGGUGCUGUCGUUCCUUCUAGCAAUGCUGGCCCAGGGGAUAUCUUCAAGCCGAAGAAGGGAAAGCCUAAUGUCAUCAUGUUCGUAGGUUUGCAGGGUUCGGGUAAAACGACUUCGUGUACCAAAUUGGCCCUGUACUACCAAAAGCGAGGUUUCAAAACGGGUUUGGUCUGCGCAGACACUUUCCGAGCAGGUGCUUUUGAUCAGCUGAAACAGAACGCAAGCAAGAUCAACGUCCCCUUCUACGGAUCCUACACCGAAACCGACCCUGUCGCCAUCUCUGCUGCAGGUGUAGCCUCCUUCAAACAAAACCGAUUCGAAGUAAUCAUCGUCGACACUUCCGGACGUCACAAACAGGAGCAAGAACUGUUCGACGAGAUGCGCGAAAUCGACGUCGCCGUUACCCCCGACCUUACCAUCAUGGUCCUCGAUGCAAACAUCGGUCAAGCGGCAGAAGCCCAAUCCCGUGCAUUCAAAGAAGCUGCUGGCUACGGUGCCAUCAUCGUCACAAAACUCGACGGACACGCAAAGGGAGGUGGAGCAAUAUCCGCCGUCGCUGCUACCUCCACACCCAUUAUGUUCAUUGGUACCGGUGAACACGCUGCUGAUCUCGAACCGUUCCGUGCUCAACCUUUCAUCUCCAAGUUACUGGGUAUGGGAGAUAUCAGUGGAUUGAUGGAUAAGAUGGAAGAGAUGCAGAUGAAUGGAGGGCAAGAGAGGCAACAGGAGAUGUUGAAGAAGAUUGGUGAGGGUGGUGUGUUUAGUAUUAGAGAUUGGAGGGAGCAGUUGUCGAAUAUUAUGGGGAUGGGACCGUUGAGUAAGAUCGCAGGGAUGAUUCCGGGGAUGGGCCAAAUGUUGAGUGGAGCAGGAGGGGAUGAUGAAGCGGCGGGAGGGAAGAUGAAGAGGAUGAUGUUCAUUACUGAUGCUAUGACUGCCGAGGAACUUGACUCUGAUGGAAGGUUGUUCUAUGCUCCCAUCCGUUCAAAGAAGCCUCCUGCACCGGUGGAGAGCAAGCAAGUGGCGAUUGCAGAAAGCUCCACUGCGGCUGGUAGGGCAAAGAAAAAGAAGAAACCUCUGCAGAAAGUUCGCAUGACCGCCCGCGCUCGUCGUGUAGCUCGUGGGUCAGGUACAAGCGUCAAAGAAGUCGAAGAAUUCUUGAUGCAAUACCGAAUGGUAGGGUCAAUGGUGAAGAAGAUGGGAGGAAAGGAUGGCUUCUUGCGUCAGAUGGGUAUGGGAGGUGCAGGAGGAAAGGGCAAGAUGCCAGCUCCAGGUAUGCUUCCCCCCGGAAUGUCGAGAGAACAAGUUAUGCAGAUGCAAAACGCACUCCCUCCCGAUAUCAAAGCUCAACUUCGACAGCCAGGUGGACGAGAAAAGCUCCUGCAGCAGAUUCAAUCAGGAAACAUCCCAGAAGGUCUAGCCGGGAUGGGUGGAAUGGGCGGAAUGGGUGGAUUAGGAGGACUAGGAGGGUUAGCGAACAUGUUUGGCGGUGGUGCAGGAGGACCAGGUGGCGGGGGGAUGCCUUCGAUGCAACAAAUAAUGCAAGGAAUGGGUGGAAUGGGUGGAAUGAUGAACAUGAUGAAGGAAAUGAUGAGCGGCGGCGGUGGUGGAGGAGGUGCUCCUCCUUGA
Messenger RNA from Ustilago hordei, 1941 nucleotides. Its product is annotated as putative SRP54 - signal recognition particle subunit. Gene Ontology annotation, molecular function: GTP binding; 7S RNA binding; GTPase activity. Bases 1 to 1941 code for a protein of 646 amino acids. Lineage: Eukaryota; Fungi; Basidiomycota; Ustilaginomycetes; Ustilaginales; Ustilaginaceae. Gene Ontology annotation, biological process: SRP-dependent cotranslational protein targeting to membrane, translocation; SRP-dependent cotranslational protein targeting to membrane. Gene Ontology annotation, cellular component: cytosol; signal recognition particle, endoplasmic reticulum targeting. The transcript has a single exon. The record is from RefSeq and is a predicted model, not a curated record.